AUGGUGUUUAAUAAGAAAGAUCUGGCGAAAGCAUUUUCGCCGAAUAAGAUUAAAAAGUUGCCGAAGAAACGGUUGUCGAGCAAUGGGAUGAAGCCAAGCAUGAGCGAGGGCACAGGUUUAUCGGUGCAAACUGAAUCCGCUGGCUCCCAGACAAGCAUCAAAGUAAUCGUAAGAAUACGGCCGCAAAAUCAGAUUGAAAUGCAAAACAAUUAUAAAACUGUUGUCAAGGUCGUUGACGAUAAAAUGCUAAUUUUUGAUCCGAAAGAGGAUCAGAAUCCGUUUUUUUAUCACGGCGUCGCCCAGAAAGGUCGUGAUCUGCUCAAGAAACAAAAUAAAGAAUUGCAGUUCGUCUUUGACAAAAUAUUUGACGUGACGUCGGACAACAGUGACGUGUUCGAAGGAAGUACCAAAGAUUUGAUUUGUAAUCUUUUGGAUGGUUAUAACUGCUCUGUAUUCGCAUAUGGAGCAACCGGUGCUGGAAAAACUCAUACUAUGCUUGGUAGUGACGAAGAUCCUGGUAUCACGUAUAGAACAGUCGCAGAACUAUUCUCCCAGAUAGAGAAACAGAGCGAACAACGCGAAUUUAAUUUAGGUGUAACGUAUUUGGAAAUCUAUAACGAGAAUGUACAGGAUCUUUUGCAUAAGUCUGGACCUUUACAUCUGAGAGACGAUGGUAGAUGCGGAGUAAUUGUUGCUGGGCUUAAGAUAAUUACCAUUCAGAAUGCUGAAGAAUUACUGACGCUAUUAGCAAAAGGUAAUAAGAAUCGCACGCAACAUCCCACUGAUGCGAACGAGGAGAGCAGCAGAAGUCACGCUGUUUUUCAAGUUUAUAUCAAUAUCACCAAUAGACUGGAUGGACAAGUACGACAAGUUAAAUUGUCUAUGAUCGAUUUGGCUGGGUCUGAAAGAGCUUCUGCUACAGGUUGUAAAGGAGCGAGGUUCAAAGAGGGUGCAAACAUUAAUAAAUCUUUAUUAGCUCUGGGCAAUUGUAUCAACAAGUUGGCGGAUGGUGCAAAACAUAUAACAUAUAGAGAUUCUAAGUUGACCCGUCUCUUAAAAGAUUCGCUAGGUGGAAAUUGUCAGACAGUUAUGAUAGCUAAUAUUACCUCUUCUAGCUUUAGUUACGAAGACACGUACAAUACAUUGAGAUAUGCAAACAGAGCAAAGAAGAUCAAAACUCAUAUAAAGAAAAACAUUUUAUCCUGCGAGUUGCAUGUAACUGCGUAUAUAAAAAUGGUUGAAGAACAAAAGAAAGAAAUAAAUUAUCUGAAACAAAAGUUAUCGACGUUUGAAAAUAAAUCGUUGCAUAUAGUACCACAGAGUACUCAAGAGAGUAAUAAAGAAGUAGAUGAAGAUUUAUUAAUCAACAGUAAUAAAUUGAUCGAACUGUUUCAGAGGAAGAAAGUUCUAAACGAAAAGAUUCUUUCGUUAGAAAGCGCGGACAAAAUAUUAUGUUGUAGGAUUCAAUAUAAGAAAGCAGCAGAUGAGAGAUUGCAUAAUCUAACAACAGCUGUUGAUACUUUAACGCUCGAAGAACAAAAUGCAAGUGGUAAGUCAAGAGUUAACAAAUCGUUGAAUUAUUUUGAACGACAAAGAGAUUCCUUGAAAAUACAGAUAAAAGCGACAUGGGAAGAAUUGUGUUCGGUAGAGACAGAAAUACAGAAACUAUACACAGAAGCAAAGUUAAAGAAACUUGAAAAAUUGGAAAAUAUUAUUGCACUACAAACUAGUGAAAUAGAAAAAUCCAGAUUACAACAACAAUACGAACAUGCAAAGAAAGUGAGCAAUCUUCAACAAUGUGAAAUAGAGUCUCAUUAUUCAAUGAUUAAAAUGAUGAGUACAACGUUACAAAAUUAUUACAACAUGAUGAGAGGAUCUGGAACCCUGACAGAUAUAAUGAAAGAAGAAUUCAAACAGUUGAUUAAAUUAUUGGAAGGAGUGAGAAAUAUAAAAUGGUCAGAUAUGCAAACAAUCAAUCAAGAGGAAUGCUUUUAUAGCCUGACAUGCCUUAGUGUAACUCACUUAAUGGAUCCUCUUAAUAGCAAGGUACCAAUGUAUGUGUUGCAAUCUUUAAAUGAUCAAGAUGCAUUGGAUGCAACUUUCAGUGCAGCUUGCUCCGAAGAAGGAGAUGCACAUAAUACAACUAUCACGUUAGAAGAAGAUUCGGCUGUGGAAUGUAACACAGAUAUAAAAGCAGUAGAAGAGAGUACGAAAGAGGAACGUAAUAAUACAAAUUGUACACAAGACAAAGCUAAAAAGCGUGUUCUUUUAGAUAAAAAUAAUAUAAGUAUGACAAAAACUUUUACCAAACAAGUAAGAAAGAUAUCUCCAAAACGUAAAAAUAUUACAAUCUGUACAAUAGGAACCAAAGAUAAAGAAAAUAAAAAACAUAUGCAAAAAUCACAUGUAACAAUGAGCGCUAAAAGUAUAGCCAUAUUAAAUAAAUUAAAAGCAGAUAAACUUAAAAAAGAAAAUAUUGAUAUGAAUGUAUCAGGUGGAGUAUUGAAAAUAGUAAGGGAAAAAGAAAGAAGAACAUUAAUGACAACACAUCCCUAUCAAAAGCCGAAUGGGAAACAAAAGUAA
Molecule: messenger RNA, 2583 nt
Organism: Heterotrigona itama
Lineage: Eukaryota; Metazoa; Arthropoda; Insecta; Hymenoptera; Apidae
Source: the annotation of a GenBank genome assembly